Erpetoichthys calabaricus (reedfish) is the source of this 1116-nucleotide messenger RNA. RefSeq names its product trace amine-associated receptor 13c-like. Bases 45 to 1079 code for a protein of 344 amino acids. Gene Ontology annotation, biological process: G protein-coupled receptor signaling pathway. The transcript has a single exon. The record is from RefSeq and is a predicted model, not a curated record. Lineage: Eukaryota; Metazoa; Chordata; Cladistia; Polypteriformes; Polypteridae. Gene Ontology annotation, molecular function: trace-amine receptor activity. Gene Ontology annotation, cellular component: membrane.
UUCUGGUUUGUUUUUACUUGAAGACGCUUACAAAUUGAACAUUAAUGGAUGGCAGUUAUUUGAAGUCUCAACAGCUUGUACAGUAUUGCUAUCCACAUGACAAUCGAUCCUGCCUCCGAGAAAUAAGAUUGUCAGCUGUGUAUGGAAUGUUGUACAUUUUGUCAGCACUUUCUGUGAUGCUAACCGUGGUGGGGAACUUACUGGUGGUCAUUUCUGUCUCUCAUUUUAAGCAGCUUCACACACCGAGCAACCUCCUUGUGCUUUCACUUGCAGCAGCAGAUUUUUUGAUUGGCAUUUUUUUGAUGCCUUUUAAUAUAUCAAAAAUCAUUGAAAACUGCUGGUAUUUUGGAGACAGAUUCUGCUUUUUCAAUGCUUUAGUCGAUUACACACUGACAUCAGUUUCUGUCAGUAAUUUAAUAUUUAUAGCCAUUGAUCGCUACGUUGCUAUAUGUGAUCCUUUACUUUACUCUGCUAAAAUUACAGUUCCUAUUGUACAGUUAUUCAUUAUGACUAAUUGGAUAUUUGCUAUGGUAUACACAUGGGCAGUUUUCUUUUUUAAGAGAUAUUACAUUUCUUUUGAUAGUGUCAGUGUUUGUGUAGGAGAUUGUCAAGGAUUCUAUGCUGAAUCUUGGGUGUUAAUGGAGUUUAUCAUUAUGUUUUUUAUUCCUUGUGCUGUGAUGGCAAGUCUGUAUUCCAAAAUCUUCUUAGUUGCAAGGAGACAUUUGAAAAUAAUUAAUUCUGUCAAUCAACAAAUUUGUACUAAAGAAUUACAUCAAAACAAAAGACCAAAAAAUUCAGAACGAAAAGCAGCAAAAACACUGGGGAUUGUAAUAUCAGUUUACUUUAUUUGCUGGGUGCCUUUCUAUACAUGCAAAAUUAUUUAUACUUACACUACUUUGCCUGUACCUAAUGUCUUCUUUAAUGUUUUGGUAUGGCUCAUUUAUUUCAACUCUGGCAUGAAUCCAAUUAUAUAUGCUUUGUUUUAUCCCUGGUUUAAGAAAUCAGUAAAGCUCAUAAUGACAUUAAAAAUAUGCAAUCUUGAAUCAUCAUUAAUUAAUUUAUUUUCUGUAAACAAUUAGGUGCAUGUUAUUUUCAUAUUUCUUAUCCCUAGUGAGA